Dipodomys ordii (Ord's kangaroo rat) is the source of this 3889-nucleotide messenger RNA. RefSeq names its product suppressor of glucose, autophagy associated 1 (gene Mtcl2). The transcript has 15 exons. Gene Ontology annotation, biological process: insulin receptor signaling pathway; regulation of autophagy. The coding region runs from base 16 to 3804 and encodes 1262 amino acids. NCBI's taxonomy places the organism in Eukaryota, Metazoa, Chordata, Mammalia, Rodentia, Heteromyidae. The record is from RefSeq and is a predicted model, not a curated record.
GAGCUGCGGGCAGAGAUGCUGGAGAUGCGGGACGUCUACAUGGAGGAGGAUGUGUACCAGCUGCAGGAGCUGCGGCAGCAGUUGGACCAGGCCAGCAAGACCUGCCGCAUCCUGCAGUACCGGCUUCGCAAAGCUGAGCGCCGCAGCCUCCGUGCUGCCCAGACUGGCCAGGUGGAUGGUGAACUCAUCCGAGGGCUGGAGCAGGAUGUCAAGGUCUCUAAGGACAUCUCCAUGCGUCUGCACAAGGAGCUUGAGGUGGUGGAGAAGAAGCGGGCACGGCUGGAAGAGGAGAAUGAGGAUCUGCGGCAGCGACUCAUUGAAACGGAGUUGGCCAAGCAGGUGCUGCAGACGGAGCUGGAGCGGCCCAGAGAGCAUUCCUUGAAGAAAAGAGGAACCCGUUCUCUGGGAAAGACAGACAAGAAGCCUUCAGCACAGGAGGACAGUGCGGAUCUGAAGUGCCAGCUGCAUUUCGCCAAGGAAGAGUCGGCCCUCAUGUGCAAGAAGCUCACCAAGCUGGCCAAGGAAAACGACAGCAUGAAGGAAGAGCUGCUCAAGUACCGCUCGCUCUACGGGGACCUGGACGCCGCCCUGUCGGCCGAGGAGCUAGCGGACGCCCCGCACUCGCGGGAGACGGAACUGAAGGUGCAUCUGAAGCUGGUGGAAGAGGAGGCCAACCUGCUGAGCCGCCGCAUCGUGGAGCUGGAGGUGGAGAACCGGGGCCUGCGCGCCGAGAUGGACGACCUGCGGGACCACGGCGCGGGCUGCCCGGGCGGCUCUCGCGAGGCCGAGGCCCUGCCCGGGCUGCGGGAGCAGGCCCUCCUGGUCAGCAAGGCCAUCGACGUCCUGGUGGCCGACGCCAAUGGCUUCUCGGCGGGCCUGCGGCUGUGCCUGGACAACGAGCGCACCGACUUCCGGCUGCACGAGGCCCCCGACAACAGCGAGGGCCCCCGGGACGCCAAGCUGGUCCACGCCAUCCUGGUGCGGCUGAGCGUGUUGCAGCAGGAGCUCAACGCCUUUGCCAGGAAGGCCGACUCCGCCCUCGGCGUCCCUGGCAAGGAGCAGCCUGAGCCCUUCUUGGGGCCCCAGGGGUCUUGCAAGGAGAUUAUCCUGGCCAAAGACCUUGGCUCCGACUUCCAGUCGCCGGACUUCAGGGACCUGCCAGAAUGGGAACCCAGGAUGCGGGAGGCCUUCCGCAUCAGUGACUUGGAUUCAAAGCCUGAUCCCAGUCGGAGCUUCCGGUCUUACCGAGCUGAAGAUAAUGAUUCCUAUGCCUCUGAGAUCAAGGAGCUGCAGCUGGUGCUGGCUGAGGCCCAUGACAGUCUCCGGGGCCUGCAAGAGCAGCUCUCCCAGGAGCGGCAGCUUCGGAAGGAAGAAGCCGACAACUUCAACCAGAAACUGGUCCAGAUGAAGGAGGAUCAGCAGAGGGCGCUGCUGAGGCGAGAGUUUGAGCUGCAGAGCCUGAGCCUGCAACGGAGGCUAGAACAGAAGUUCUGGAGCCAGGAGAAGAACAUGCUGGUGCAGGAGUCCCAGCAAUUCAAGCAUAACUUCCUACUGCUCUUCAUGAAGCUCAGAUGGUUCCUGAAGCGCUGGCGGCAGGGCAAGGGCUUGCCCAGCGAGGGGGAUGACUUCCUGGAGGUAAACAGCAUGAAGGAGCUGUACCUGCUGAUGGAGGAAGAGGAGAUAAAUGCCCAGCAGCCAGAUAACAAGGCAUGCACAGGAGACAGCUGGACCCAGAACACACCCAGUGAGGACAUCAAGACCCUGGCAGACAUGAAGGUAACACUGAAGGAGCUGUGCUGGCUGCUCCGGGACGAGCGCCGUGGGCUGACAGAGCUUCAGCAGCAGUUUGCCAAGGCCAAGGCCACCUGGGAGACAGAGAGGGCCGAGCUCAAGGGCCAUGCUGCUCAGAUGGAGCUGAAGACUGGGAAGGGGGCCGGAGAGCGGGCUGGGCCUGACUGGAAGGCAGCCCUGCAGAGGGAGCGUGAGGAGCAGCAGCAUCUCCUGGCUGAGUCCUACAGCGCAGUCAUGGAGCUGACCCGACAGCUGCAGAUCAGUGAGCGCAACUGGAGCCAAGAGAAGCUGCAGCUGGUGGAGCGGCUGCAGGGUGAGAAGCAGCAAGUGGAACAGCAGGUGAAGGAGCUGCAGAACCGCCUGAGUCAGCUGCAAAAGGCUGCUGAGCCCUGGCUUCUGAAGCAUGCAGACCUGGAGAAGCAGGACAACAGCCGGAAAGAGACACGCAGUGAGAAGAUCCAUGACAAGGAAGCUGCUUCUGAAGCUGAGCUUGGGGGAACUGGCUUAAAGAGGACCAAAUCUGUUUCCUCCAUGUCUGAAUUUGAAAGUUUGCUCGACUGUUCCCCCUACCUUGCUGGUGGAGAUGCCCGGGGCAAGAAGCUACCCAACAGCUCUGCCUUUACCUUUGUGAGUACCGAGCCAGUAGAUGCAGAGAAAGAAGCCAAGGAAAAUCCUGGGCUCUUGCCACGGGACUGCAGCCGCCUGGGAUCCCUGGCCUGCCAGGAUCCUGCCGGGAGGCAGAUGCAACGCAGCUACACAGCUCCAGACAAGACGGGCAUCCGAGUCUACUACAGCCCCCCGGUGGCUCGGCGCCUGGGUGUCCCUGUGGUCCAUGACAAGGAAGGCAAGAUCCUCAUUGAGCCUGGCUUCCUCUUUACCACAGCCAAGCCCAAAGACUCAGCUGAUGCUGAUGGGCUAGCCGAGAGCUCAUAUGGACGAUGGUUGUGCAACUUCUCCCGACAGCGCCUGGAUGGGGGGUCCGGGGGCAGCCCCUCAGCAGCCGGGCCUGCUUUCCCAGCCUCCCUGCAUGACUUUGAAAUGUCAGGCAACAUGAGUGAUGACAUGAAGGAGAUCACUAACUGUGUGCGGCAGGCCAUGCGCUCGGGCUCACUGGAGAGGAAAGUGAAGAGUACAUCCAGCCAGACGGUAGGCCUGGACAGUGUGGGCACGCAGACCAUCCGCACGGUCAGCGUGGGCCUGCAGACUGACCCGCCCCGCAGCAGCCUCCAUAGCAAGAGCUGGUCUCCCCGCAGCUCCUCACUCAUGUCUGUGCGCAGCAAGCAGAUCUCCUCUUCUCUGGACAAGGUGCAUCCACGCAUUGAGCGGCCAUGCUGCUCACCCAAGUAUGGCUCACCAAAGCUGCAGAGGAGGUCUGUGUCUAAACUGGACAGCACCAAGGACCGCAGCCUGUGGAACCUGCACCAGGGCAAGCAGAAUGGCUCGGCCUGGGCCCGUUCCACCACCACUCGGGACAGCCCAGUGCUGAGGAACAUUAACGAUGGACUGUCUAGCCUCUUCAGUGUGGUGGAGCACUCGGGCAGCACUGAAUCUGUUUGGAAACUGGGCAUGACUGAGGCCCGGGCCAAGCCCGAGCCUCCCAAGUAUGGCAUUGUGCAAGAGUUCUUCCGGAAUGUGUGCGGCCGUGCACCAAGCCCCACAUCGGUAGCAGGAGAAGAGAGCUCCAAGAAACCUGAACCUCUCUCCCCUGCCAGCUACCAUCAGCCAGAGGGCAUGGCCAGGAUCUUGAACAAGAAGGCAGCCAAAUCUGGCAGUGAGGAUGCCAGAACCACCAACCCAUCCCAGAUGGGCAAGGAUGGUGUCCCCCGUGAUGGAGAUGGAGUCUCAAUCCUUCCUAAUGAGGACACUGUUUGUGACUGUAGUGCCCAGUCUCUCACCUCCUGCUUUGUCCGGCCAUCCCGCUCUGCCAUCCGCCACUCUCCUUCCAAGUGCAGGCUGCACCCAUCCGAGUCUGGCUGGGGUGUGGAGGAGAGGGCAGUCGCCCCCAGUGAGUGACAGAGCAACUGAGCUUCCCACCUCCAGCAGCCUGGUCCCUGGAGAUUCAGGGAAGGGUUGCCCCCUUAGCCUUGCUGUGCCUGGA